Dioscorea cayenensis subsp. rotundata (Guinea yam) is the source of this 2025-nucleotide messenger RNA. RefSeq names its product receptor-like protein EIX2. The transcript has 2 exons. Gene Ontology annotation, molecular function: protein binding. Bases 1 to 2025 code for a protein of 674 amino acids. NCBI's taxonomy places the organism in Eukaryota, Viridiplantae, Streptophyta, Magnoliopsida, Dioscoreales, Dioscoreaceae. The record is from RefSeq and is a predicted model, not a curated record.
AUGAUAAUCUACAAACCCAAUGACCUCCACUGGCUCUCUGGAAUGACUUCUUUGCAUCAUCUUGACUUGAGUGGAGGGAACCUUUCCAAAGUGCAUGGUUGGCUUCAUGACAUUAACAGUGUGCUCCCCUCACUACGUGUGUUGAAACUUUCUAAUGCUGAACUUCAAGGUGGUGGCAUUUAUGCUACUACUGAUCUGCCUCAUUAUCUCAACUUCACAUCUCUUCGUGUGCUUGAUCUCUCUCACAAUUAUGGCCUGAACAUCACUCUACCUCAAUGGUUGUUCAAUCUCACUAGCCUUGUUUAUCUUGAUCUUUCAAGUUGUGCUUUGUAUGGCAAGUUACCAGUCACAGUUGGUAACUUGAGUCGUUUGAGAGUCUUCAGCUUGUCUGGUAACUCUUUUAAUGGAGUUAUUCCAGAGUCCUUGGGAAAUCUUGGUAUCUUGGAGAAACUAGAUUUGUCACUAAAUAAAUUCAUUGGAAGCAUUCCGGAAUCUCUGAGCAAUCUUACAAGUUUAGUGUACUUUGAUUUGUCUAAUAAUAAGAUUGGAAAGUUGCCAGAGAGCAUCGGGAGGCUGCAGAAGUUGGUGGAGUUUUAUUUGUCCAAUAACCAAAUUCAGGGAUUGAUGCCUGCAAGCAUUGGGGACCUGAGAAACCUGCAAUAUUUGGAUUUGUACUGGAAUAUGAUCAGUGGACCGAUUCCGGAAUCCUUUGGAAAUCUUGUUCACCUUCAAGAUCUAGAUUUGCCUCAAAAUGCAAUAAGUGGAAAGUUACCAGAGAGCUUUGGAAAUCUUAGCCAAUUGCAGCACUUGAACAUGCAGGGCAAUGGCAUCACAGGGGGAUUACCAGAAUAUGUAAGAAAGCUUCCUAGUUUGUUGGGGCUUGAUUUAUCCAACAACAACAUCAACGGAACAUUGCCAAAAUUCAUGGGGACCUUAUGCAAGUUACAGGUCUUGGAUUUAACAAGCAAUAUGAUCAGUGGAGGCAUUGAUGGCCUUGUUGAUGGAUUGUCUAAAUGCAGGGACGGUCUAAGUACAUUGAAUCUGGGAAACAACAUGCUGAAUGGAACAAUUCCAGAGAACAUAGGCAGAUUAUCUAAACUGAAUCAACUGAAUCUCUCUUCAAAUUCUUUGAUGGGUGUCUUAACUGAAUCUCAUUUUUCUAAUCUUAUAAAUUUGAGAUAUUUGGACUUGUCCUACAACUCAUUGCAAUUGAAUGUAAGUGAGAAUUGGAAGCCUCCUUUUGAUUGUUGGCUCAUCAGAAUGUGUUCUGUCAAAGUAGGCCCUGUUUUUCCCACUUGGAUAAAAACUCAGACAUAUUUGAGUCACCUUUGCCUAUCAGAUGCUGGAAUUUCAGGCAAACUCCCUGCAUGGUUUGGAUAUCUAAUUCCCUUUUAUAGCUAUUUUCUCAAUCUAUCAAAUAAUAAUUUGGAGGGGAGGCCACCAACUUCUAUGAAAAAUUACACUAUCUCUAUCAUAGAUUUGAGUUCAAACAGAUUUGAAGGCCCAUUACCUGAGCUUGAUCCAGUCAGUUUACGUGUUAUCUAUCUCAACAACAACUCAUUCUCUGGGUCUAUUCCUUCUUACUUUGCUAAUGCUACUUUUAUUCAAAUUUUCUCUGUAUCUAAUAAUCAUAUCAAUGGCAGUAUUCCAUUGUUCUUCUGUAACCUUACUACCUUGGAAUUGCUUGAUAUAUCUAAUAAUGAUAUGUAUGGAGGACUUCCCAAUUGCUGGAAUUCAACAUCAGCAUUGAAAAUUAUUAAUUUAUCUGACAAUAAUUUCAUUGGUAAAAUUCCUAAUGGCCUUGUGUCCUUGACCAAUCUCCGAUCCUUACAUUUGAGGAACAAUGACUUCUCUGGAGAUCUCCCCUUGUCCUUGAAAAUGGCCAAAAAGUUGGUCACUCUUGACAUUAGUGAGAACAAACUCUCAGGUAGCAUACCAAUAUGGAUAGGAGAAGACCUUUCAUCUUUAAUUGUGCUUUGCUUGAGAUCAAAUUUAUUCCAUGGCAUCAUUCUAGAGCAAUUAUGA